Messenger RNA from Miscanthus lutarioriparius, 507 nucleotides. The record is from the annotation of a GenBank genome assembly. Lineage: Eukaryota; Viridiplantae; Streptophyta; Magnoliopsida; Poales; Poaceae.
AUGGCGGUUCCAAAUGACAAGCAGUUCUUGCACCAUCCGAAGGAUCAUGGUGCCUUCGGUCCUUUCCUACCAGCAUUGUCAACACCGUUGUGUCACUGUGGGUUACCGUCUUUUGUGAAGCAGUCAAGGCAUCUAGAGUCAGCUAGGCGUGCUUUCUAUAGAGGCUUCCCAUAUUGUGACUUUGAGGAGUACAAUUAUGGACCCAAAUCGCACUGGCCUUCUGAGUAUGAAUUUGCAGAGUUUGAAGUAGGCAUUAAGGAGUGGCCUUGCACAAAAAUGCCGGAGCAUAAGUGCAGGUGUGGGAUCAAGGCUCGUGAAGGAGUUGUUCCGUCUGAACUACGCUACGGUUACUACUGCGGCAAUGCUUAUGGAGGGCCUACCGAGUUCUGGGCGGGGAGGACAUGCAAUUGGGAGGACUUCCCCAGUCGUGGAUACUUAGUAGAGAGGCUGAAGAUACGUUCACCUCUCGAAAAACACAGGAAGCAUUUGCAUCGGCAGCAGAUUUAG